Cutaneotrichosporon oleaginosum is the source of this 1306-nucleotide messenger RNA. RefSeq lists its product as uncharacterized. NCBI's taxonomy places the organism in Eukaryota, Fungi, Basidiomycota, Tremellomycetes, Trichosporonales, Trichosporonaceae. The record is from RefSeq and is a predicted model, not a curated record.
GGUGUCCAGAGCUGCUCUGAAUUUCUUCGAGAUCAUUGCAGUUGCUUUGCAUGUUGACAUCGUUCUCUACCUCCCUACCUCUUCACAAUGGCCGCCGUCGUCUGCCCCCUCCCUAAUAACUCAUCUGCUGCAAUAGUCAGCCGCCCUCAUCCUCCCCCCACUCCUCUGCCUGUCGAAGGCCUCCGCCUCCCACUCCCCCCCGAGAUUUUCCUCUUUGCACUCCAGUCUCUCUCUGCCCCCGACCUCGCUACCUGCCUCCGCGUCAACUCGGGCUUCGCCCACCUCUCCCUUCCCCUGCUGUAUGAGCACGUCCGGCUGAGCGAACACGGCGCGUGGCCGGUGUACGACGACCGCGCCGUGCCGGGCCCGCUGACGCGCGAGCGCCCGUACUUUCUCGCCCGCGGCCCCCUCGUACAGCGCACCCGCCGCGUCGACCUCUACCCGCACUCGACCGAACGAUGUCGCCGCCUCCCCGGCGGGUGGGGACACACGCUGCCGCCUCUCCCGAAACUCCAAGUUCUCCGCAUCUUUCUCGGCACAUUUUGGAGCGGGCGGCGCAUCUACCACACCAACGUGGAUCCGCACGACGCCGCCGCGCGGCCCGGCACCCUCUGCGCUGCCCUUUACCUCGUACACGCGCCGACGCUCGUCGUGCGCGGCCUCACCUUCUCGCACUCUACAGUGCCGCGGCACGAGCUUAGCCGCACCCUCGAAGACAGCGUGCGGCACUACAUCGCCGUAUUUGAGCCCGACGCGCCCUUCAUCCUCCCGCGCAACGGGCUCGCCGCCGCCCGCGCCGCCGCCACGCACUUUCGCCAACGCCUCCCCGCGUACCUCUCGCACCUCACGCUCGUGUUCCACCUCCCGCGCGGUAACUGGCGCCACGGCGCGGUCACGCUUUCGUGGGCGCUCGUGCACGCCUUCGCGUCCGCGCUGUGGGCCCAGGUGGUCGCGUGGGCCUGCCGCGGCGGCGGCGGCGGGCGGCUCACGAUCGUGAAUGCCGGCGCAUUGGCCGCGGGUGACGGAGAGGAGGCGCCCUCCGCGGGCGCGUGUGCGGCACUGCAGGCGGCUGUGCGGCGUGAGUUCGUCGCUGCCAUCUCCGAACGAAUGGGGGAUCAGGCGCCGCGCGUGCUGGACAACAUCGAAUUCUUGACAAUGAACGAGUAUCUCGCCACGGCCGAAGCUGCCGACGUGUUCGACGCGGGUGAGGUGGCAUGAAACGUGGAUGGCACCGAGCGGGGUGAAGCGGUGCGCGAGCCUCAGGAUCGUUGCCGUUCCGCACUGCCACCGCCACGUCUCAUAUCGC